AUGCUGAGAAGGCCCCAGCCAAGACCUGAUCCGACUUGCGUGGGCUACGCGAUCUGCCUGCUGGACGUCUACAUGGGGAUGUACUACAACACCAUCAUAGGCUGGGCCGUCUACUACCUCGUGGCCAGCUUCAGGUCGGAGCUUCCGUGGACAAGCUGCCACAACAGCUGGAACACACCUAACUGCACGCCUAUCAUGGAGCUAGCGGUCAACAACUACAGUAAGAGUCCGGCCACGGAGUUCUUCGAACGGAGUGUGCUGGAGGAAUACAAGUCUGACGGGUUGGACAGGAUCGGCCCUAUAAAGUGGUCCUUAGCCCUUUGUGUCCUGGCGGUCUUCCUAUUGGUCUACUUCUCCCUCUGGAAGGGGGUCAAGUCAACGGGAAAGACUUUGGAAUGCGAUCAUUGGACUUCUUCAAUUGAUCCACAGAGAAAAAAGCCUCAGCUUUCAGGUUUCCUUCCAACCAAAUGA
This is a messenger RNA of Nezara viridula (southern green stink bug), 471 nucleotides long. Lineage: Eukaryota; Metazoa; Arthropoda; Insecta; Hemiptera; Pentatomidae. The record is from the annotation of a GenBank genome assembly.